Molecule: messenger RNA, 1818 nt
Organism: Eremomyces bilateralis CBS 781.70
Lineage: Eukaryota; Fungi; Ascomycota; Dothideomycetes; Eremomycetales; Eremomycetaceae
Product: SET domain-containing protein
Exons: 3
Coding region: 125-1576 (483 amino acids)
Cellular component (GO): nucleus
Molecular function (GO): protein binding
Source: RefSeq, a predicted model, not a curated record
UCACUCUUCCCACCUGCUUACGAUAUCAUUCGCUGCAAUAACACAAAGUGGAACAAUUCUUGGGAUUUGAUGCUACAUGUCCCAGCCAGCAAAGUGAGGCGCUUACUCAGUCUUGACUGCCAGCAUGGCCAAGAAUAUCAUCGUCCAGCCAUCUCCACUCGGGGGACGCGGAGUAUUCGCCAGCAAAUCCUUCAGCCCUGGUGAAGAGCUCUUUACGGUAUCUCGACCUCUAUUGUCAUCGCUUGAUGGCAUACGACUUCACGAUACGUGCGUGAAUUGCCUAAAAUGGGAUGGCGAUGCGACUAUUGGCGUUCAAGAGACUCCUUUAGAGUCUACUCUGAAGGCUUGCAGCGGGUGCAAAAUAUUCAAGUAUUGCCGCAAGGAGUGUCAAAGAGAGCACUGGAGACUUAUCCACAAGGUUCAAUGUCCUUUCAUCAGCAAACAAAAGAGAUAUCAAGAUUAUCCUGCCUCUGUGCGGGGCACGAUGGACCUGCUCCUCAUGAUUCCCAAUCUUCAACUCCCGCAGAAACAAGCAAUCGGAGAGCUCCUCUCACAUAUUGAGGAGCGAAGCAAAGGGGGUGAAUGGGAGACGACCCAAGUCCUUGCCGUAGCGGCUUGCAAAUUCGCUAAACGGCCAGACAACGACGCGGCCUUUGCUCUAUCAUUAUACUGCAAGGUCAUGACAAAUGCCAUCACCUUGGUUGGCAAAACUCUCGAUCCACUGGGACUUUGCGUGGAUCUUUUUGUAUCCUGUAUCAACCAUUCCUGCGAUCCGAACGUAUUCUUUGUCAUGGAUGGCCAGGCACUCUCCGCACGCUGCCUCAAGAAGAUACAGGAAGGUGAUGAAUUAUCUAUUUCAUAUGUGGAGCCCACCAAUCCGACGAUGAUCAGACGUAAGGAGUUGAAAGAGAAAUUCUUCUUCGACUGCAAGUGCCCAAAGUGUCUGAACGAAGGAAAUACUCCCGAGGAUCGAUUCCAAGGCGACAGCUCGACGGAUGGGCCAGCGAAGAGGGUACAAGACGAGGCCUUCAACACCCUGUUUUCUGUGAGACGUGGAAAGGUUCUUCCGGAAAAGAUCAUUUCGGAACUGAAGAGGGCACUCGAUCUCUGCCAACGAAGCGGUUUCUUCUCAAUCGAGCGGCAGCCAAUACCUUCCAUCUGCAGCGAUCUCUACGUUGAACUCAUGAUGCAAGAUCGUCACGACGAGUCAUUUGAGCACGUAUUCAAAAUCUAUACCGAAACCGAUCCGAAAUGGUAUCCGAAUUUUCAUCCGGCACGUCUUGCCCAUACCUAUGUCCUAGCACGGUUGAUGAAGUACUUCUGCUUCCAGCCUGGCCGCGAACCACAGGAACUAAGAGGCCAUGACCUGCAUCUGGUAUAUUACGGCCUCCUCCUUGAGAUCGAGAGCAACCUCAACAAAAGCCACGGCCCGACUCAUUCGUUCGCGAAAGGAGUGCGGGCGGAAAUUAACAUGCUUCGGGAAGAACUACAGCGCGAUGCAAUAGUCUCGAUACAUCGCGAGCUACCAUCCAUCAUGACAGCGUUUCGUGGGCUGAAGAAGCAAAUCACAAGGUGACGAGACGCAACAACCAUUUCUGAAGCUAGAGUCUUUCGCAGCCUAGGAAAUGAUGAGAUGCAUGAUGGGUGAGCAAAUAGCAGACCGCCAGCGCAGAGCGUCGCAUGAAAACGCAGUCGGAGCUAGAUUUUGCUAUGUGUAUGGCAAUUCGUUUACGGAGUACGGUAUUCUGAUAUCCGAAAAGUGUCAGUCCGUCUUCUGUUACUUCGUAGUAGUACAUAGUACUGAGUAAGAAGAGCUGC